AUGAGCAGGCACAAAUAUGUUCUGGACGCGAACAGCGUCAUCAAGUGUAAGGAUAUAUUGUUCACAAGCUACGACUGUUACCUUACAGAAGGAGUUAUAAAAGAAAUAAAAGAUGAGCAUUCGAGGAAGAGACUAAAUAACAUGAUGCCGCUACUAACUGUAGCAAAGGCGGAAGAGAGGGAUGUGAAUUUUGUAAAAUAUUUUUCCAAAUUGACCGGUGAUUACGAUUCACUGAGUGAGGUAGACAUAGACGUCAUUGCGCUGACUUAUAUGUUGCACCGUAUGCAUGGAGAUGUGUCCACAUUGAAUGCCGCUCCCAUGGAAACCAUUUAUAAGUACGACAAUGUGGAGUUUGAUUAUGUGGGUAAGGGCAGGCGCGAAAGGAACGACUCGGAGAAGUGCCCCAUGAGGGGUGAAGCAGAAACUGGGGAGGGCGAUGAGACCACCGCGAGCAGCGCCCAGCAGGAAAAGGCCGACUCAGGGGUGGAUGAUUUGAAGCGGGAAGAUGGCGGCGCGGGGGGGUGCAACAUGCUAGACGGGAGUAGCGCCGGUGAGGAUGGAAGUAUGGACGAGAUUGAUGCCGAUGAGGGGGGAGGUAUAGACGGGAGUAGCGCCGCUGAACGUGAAAGUAUGGACGAGAGUGACGCCGCUGAACGUGAAAGUAUACACGAGAGUGAGGCCGACUCAGAUGCUAGCGAUGAUGGAGACGGCUCACGCGCCGGGCGGGCAAGAAUCCGCGGGUGCGAAAUGAUCAAAGAGGAAGUCGUGCAAGUGCCGGAGGCGGCUGACCAGAAGGAGGACGACGAAGAGGGAGGUCAAUGGAUAAAUAUAAACAACUACGACACGCAAAAUGUAGAAGUAAACAAGGAAGAAAAAUUUACCCCCAAAGUAGCAUGUGUAACGACAGAUUAUGCCAUGCAGAAUGUGAUGUACCAGAUGGGAUUAAAUGUAAUCACACUGGAUGGAUUCAAAAUAAAUUCAAUAAAAUUGUGGGGACACAUAUGCACAUCAUGUUACACAUUUGUAAGAAAAACUUCUGUUCUGUUUUGCUCCAAGUGUGGAAAUAAUAACUUAAGAAAAGUAAAUGUCGUGGUGGAUAAUAAUUUAAAAAAGCUAGUCGUGAAAAUCCCCCAAUUUAGGGUUAAUAUAAAAAACACCAUUUAUAGUAUUCCAAAAAAAAAAAAUUCAGCCAAAAAAAAAUUUGAAGACAAGUUGCAAAUAUUUAGGGAAGACGAAUUACUCAUCGGGGGCAGAAAACAAUUUUUAACACACCAGAAAAAGCUUUACGAAUCUCAAAAAAGCAAAAAGGAUCCCUUUAGUGGAGACAACCUGCAUGACAACUACACCAACGACUGGACGUACAGGACCACUUUGAAAAAUGGCAAGGUGGCCAUUUUGACCAACCCGAAAAUUGUCGUGGGUGGCAAGAAGAAGCACCCCCACAGGAGGAGGAAGAACAAAUAG
Plasmodium fragile is the source of this 1464-nucleotide messenger RNA. RefSeq lists its product as uncharacterized. NCBI's taxonomy places the organism in Eukaryota, Apicomplexa, Aconoidasida, Haemosporida, Plasmodiidae. The record is from RefSeq and is a predicted model, not a curated record. Gene Ontology annotation, molecular function: RNA endonuclease activity. Gene Ontology annotation, cellular component: preribosome, small subunit precursor. The transcript has a single exon. Gene Ontology annotation, biological process: ribosomal small subunit biogenesis; maturation of SSU-rRNA. Bases 1 to 1464 code for a protein of 487 amino acids.